This is a messenger RNA of Girardinichthys multiradiatus, 22537 nucleotides long. RefSeq names its product nesprin-1-like. Lineage: Eukaryota; Metazoa; Chordata; Actinopteri; Cyprinodontiformes; Goodeidae. The record is from RefSeq and is a predicted model, not a curated record. Bases 37 to 21474 code for a protein of 7145 amino acids. Gene Ontology annotation, cellular component: membrane. Gene Ontology annotation, molecular function: protein binding. The transcript has 111 exons.
GCAAAGCUGCUCAAAAAAAGCCACGAGAUCCCUCUAAUGCAUUUUGCCACAUGCUCAUGUAAUGGACACAUCAAACGUGGAAGAAUUGAGAUGCAACAGGAGACAACGUCUUAUGAGGCACUCCUCCAGGGUCUUGAACAUCUCCAGCUGUGUCUGUACCCCACAGCAAAUGAAGCUCGAAUCCAGGAGCUCAACGAUGACCUUACACAGCUUCAGGAGAGAUGCACCUCUGUGACUAUGAGUAUAUCACACAGGAGUAAGUUGUUGGAGAUGCACUUGUAUCAGUUGGAGCAGUUUGAUCAGGCUCUUCUGACUGUGGCACAAAGGAGUGAAAACUUCCUGUCUGACCUGAGAAGUUCUCCCUCUGUUCAUAUUUCUGAUCUUGAGGCUGCAAUCACUAAAGUAAAGGAGCAUGAGGCAGAGCUGCAGAAAAACGCAUUGCUCACUGAAACCCUGAUUCAAAAAGAGUCCUCUCUGCUCCACCGCUCCACCCCAGAGGCUGAACAGCAGCUCCAGGCCUGGACAGAGGACUGUUUGCAACUCUUUAAUGAGUCCCAGCGUCUUUUGCUUGUCAGUAAAGAGUGCUUGACCAAAUUAAAGACUUUCCUUGUAAAACGUGAGGCAGCAUCUAAGGCUUUGUGCCACCUUAACGAGGCAGUAGAGGGGAGGGGGAGCUGGGACCACUCUAAGGCUGAAGCUCUGCACCGUGGGAUUGUGGAUGUUGCUAAAGACAUUGCCCGACUUGAGGCAGAGGCAGUUGGGUUGGAUGGGAUGCUAAGCAAGGCACACCUGCACCUAUGUGUUUCAGAAUCGACCAGAUCCAAAAACAUCAGUGAUCCUCAGGGUAGAACAUCCUGCAGAGGACUGGCAGUUGACCUCACGAUGGCUCUGGAGGAGGUACAGAGGGCUGUUGGAUGGAGGCAAAGUGAAGCAGAUGCUUUAGGGGCAUUGUGGUGCUCCUUUAGAGAGAGAAAAGAAGAAGUGAUGAUGAACCUGAAUAAAAUAGAAGAUGAUGCAAGACGAGAGGAGGCCAAAGAGUGCUCUGUACAGGCCUUUCAAAACAGGCUGCGUUUCUUUGUCCAGCUGGAGGAUGAAUUGCAGUCCCUGCAGCACUCCCAGCAAUGGUUAGAGGAGAAGGGGAACCAGCUGGCCCAGCGAGACAGUGAGCUGGCAACUGAAGCUCUCAGAGAGGUGGCACUGGUGAAGGCAACCUGGGAAAAUCUAAAAACAUUGAUAACAAAUAGGCAGGAGCAGAGCGGAGUUGUGGUCGACCUUCUGCGCUUGUUCCUCCAUCUGAAGACAAACAUCAACACAGUUGUGGAAAAUGCUCAGGCUGUUGCUAACAAUCUGCCUAACCACAACCAUAAUGCUCAGGAUGCCAGAAGUAUUUUCACACAGCAUGAAAAUGUCCAAGCCGAUCUGAGAGAAAAACAAGAUGACAUGGACCAGCUCAUCUCCACAGUCGAGGAACUGCAGAGAGAACUGGAGAAGGUUCCAAACUCGGAUAUGUUUUCUGUCCUGAAUGAAAUGGAGGCUCUCAGGGACCAGUGGCUGUUGAUCUCGGAGAAAAUUCUGACAAAUACAGAGAGGCUCGGCUACUGUGUGAAACUUUGGGAUGACUUAAAGACCAUGGAGCAGGACAUUAACCAGUGGAUGGCUGGGUCCAUCACCCAUCUCACUGACACCCUCGCCAAACUCAGUGACAAGGGGUCGGCAGAUGCCUGUCUUAACAACUUUCAGGCUGAGGUAGAACAGAAGGAGCAGAAGUUGGAUAUCCUGCAGGAGAGAUUGGCAAAACUAAAGGAACGAGCCAAACUGCAGGAGACGCCAAUACAAAUGCAGGUUCUGGAGUCGGAUCUGAGGAAAAAAAUGUUCCACGUGCAGGAGACUUACAACCAGGCCAAAAACACUCUGACCUACUUCGACUUCCAGAAGCAGCGACUUGAUGACUUGAUGUCCCAGAUGACCGAGCGGCUGGAGGCAGUGGAAGGAUCCUUGUCAGACCUCACUGAAGCUGGUUCCCUCGAAGAUAUUUGUACCGUGAAGGGCCUGCAGAGUGUUGUGCAGCAACAGAGGGCAGACAUGGACUCGGCUCAAGAUGCACUGACUUCCCUGAGCAGAUCACAUCCAUCUCAGGAGCUUUCAGUCCUGUCCUCUGAUCUCACCUCCAUUGCCAAGCGAACAGAGGUUGUUGCCCAACGCUGUGCCAAAACCAGGAGCAGCCUGCAGGAUGGAUUACAGCUUCACUUUAACGAGCUCGUCCAGGACUUUAGGUCCUGGCUUACAGAACUGAAGUUGGAGCUGAAAGACUGUUUUAAUCAAUCAGGAGAUGUUGUCCUCCUUGCAGCCAAGUUACAAAGACUGAAGAUCUCACUUGAGCAGAUGUCAGAGGGCGACGAGCGUCUCUCUCAGAUUCAAAAAGAAGCUGGGAAGCUCCAGCUCCACCUGACCAAAGUCGGAGCAGCACAGGUACAAGAAAGUCUUUCCUCCUGUCAGGAAGAGUGGAAGAGGUACCAGGACAGCUGCUCUCAGAGCCAGCAAGACUUGCAAGAGAGCAUUGGCCUUUUGAAAAAUUUUGAUGAUUGUGUGGAGAAUACAAGAGAUUGGCUGAAGAAGAUGGAUUUAGGCCUUAAGAGUGAGCCUGGCAUUGUGACAGAAAGCCAAAGAGGAGCCUCAGAUCCAACAGAAGAGCUGCAGAGAAUUGAGAACUUAAAUAAAGAUCUGAUAGCACAAAGGGAGUCUAUUGAGCGAGUCUGUCAGGAGGCCCAGGCUCUCUCUGAAUCCGGCCGGGGUUCGGGAGGAGAGGUCAGAGUGGCGGGCCAGCUCCAGAUGGAGUAUCAAGCCCUCCUGAAAGCAGCCAGGGAGAGUCUACGGGGAUGCCAGGAGAGCCAGGCCUUUGGAGACACCCUCCAGGGAGUUUGGGCCUGGCUGGAGGAGAUCCAAGAGAAACUGGGUACUGUAGACAGCACAAUUGGAACCAAAGAGCAAUUAGAGCAGCGACUGGAGACUGUGCAGGAUAUCCUGCUUUUGAAGGGAGAAGGGGAGGUAAAGCUGAACAUGGUGAUGGGUAAGGCUGAGCUCGCCCUCCGUAGCUAUGGAGUUAGUGGACAGGAAGUGGUCCACUCUCAGCUGCAGGAAGUGGAGGAUGCAUGGGCCACGCUGCUGGUUACCGCAAUGAGCUGCCACAGUCGAUUAGAGUGGACUGUGUCUCAGUGGGGGGGAUACCUCAAGAGUGCUGCUCAGCUGCAAAGUUGGAUGGAGGCUGUCAAGAGGGAGGUGUGCGCCCCACUCCCACCACAGCCAGGACCCAGAGAGAAGGCCUCCCAGUUAGAGAGACUCAGAGCCCUAAUGACUGACCUGGAAGACCACCAGAUGGCGCUUUCAAGCCUGGAAGAAAAAGCCAGAGAACUGUUCAAGAAGACUGAUGAUGCCAGCUUCAACCAUGGUGCUCGCACUCAGCUACAGGUGCAGUUUGAUCACCUCACAGCUUUGGUUGAGGAGAGAGUUCAUCUGGCCCAGGCAGUGGUGUUGGAGCACCAGGACUAUCUGGAGGCUAUUCGUGAGCUCACUGAUUGGCUGAUGUCUGCAGGGGAGGAGCUACAGCAUUGGUCUGAAACAUCAGGACACUCCACUUCCAUCCGAAAAAAACUGUCAGAAGUAAAAGAGCGUGUGAAGUGUCGACUCCUGGAGGGCCGAGAGCGCCUUAGCCGGGUCCGACGUAGCGCAGCGUCCACAGCGGAGCAUACUGCGGCGGGCGGCUGCGAGGCCAUGGACCGACAGCUUGGGGCUCUGUCACAUGCCCUGGAGCAGUGGGAGGGGGCGGCUUUGAGGGCCAGAGACAGCCUGGAGGGGGCCCUGGCUGCUGCCGAAGCUUCGGAAGAAGAGUACGACCAUCUGACUGCCUGUCUGGAGGAGAGGCUGAAGGAGUUUGAUGGACGUCUGAGGUGGUGGAGCCAGGAGCUGGUUAAAGCUGAGGGACGGAGUAGUGGCGAAGAGGCAGUUGAGGGAUGGAAGCUGGCUAAGGAAAUCCUGGAGGGCUUGCAGAGCGCUGAGCCGAUGGCAGAGAAGUUAAAAAGCCAGCUGAAUGACCUGGUGCGAUAUUCCAGGGAUCUAGGCUCGCAGUCAGACCAAGUCACUGCGAUAAUCAAACAGCACAACAGUCUCAGUCUCCGUGCAUCCAGAGAGUGUCACAAUAAGGAGCGCCUGUUGGAGCAGAGGUUUCGUGCAGCGCUGAGAGACUUCCAACAGUGGCUGGUCAAUGCCAAAAUCAGUACCGCCAAAUGCUUUGAUGUGCCACAGACUGUCAUAGAGGUCUCCACUGCUUUGCAGAGAAUCCAAGAGUUCUUGAGUGACAGGGAGAACGGCCAGGCCAGACUGAGUACAGUAGGGGCCAGCGGGGAGCUCCUGAUGGCCGUCUUGUCCAAAGAUAGAGUGGAGGGAAUCAAGGCCAAGGUGGCAAAUGCCCGGGAGGACUGGAGGAGCCUGAUGAAUAACCUGCAAAUGAGGGAAGAUGCUCUCAAGAACCUUCAGUCCCAGAUGACAGAGUUUGAAGCCAGUGCAGAGCCCCUUCAGGACUGGCUCAACAGCACAGAGUCCAGAGUCCAGGAGAGCAGCGCCCGACUACACGACCUGCCAACCAAGAAACAGGAGCUCAGCAAACUGAAGUCUGUGCUGGAGGAGAUGGCCAGUCAAGAGGUAAAGCUGGGCAAGCUGAGAGAUAAAGCUCAUCAUCUCUGGGAGGGACAAGCAGCUGGCAAGGGCUUCGUGCACAGAGUAUCUCAGCUGUCAGCGCAGUACCUUUCCCUCAGCAACCUAACCAAGGAUAAAGCCUCCAGGAUUGAACGCAUAGUUGGGGAGCACCAGCUCUUCUCCCAGGGGCUUAAAGAGCUUCAGGACUGGGUGUGUGAGGCACAGAGGGUCAUAAGCACGUGCACUUCCACAACUACGGACAAGAGUGUACUGGAGGACCGCAUGUUACAGCUGGAAGCAUUACUUGCAGCCCUUCAGGAGCGGGAAAUCCAGCUAAAAAUGCUCUUGACCCGGGGAGAGGCGGUCCAAAGGAAUACUUCAGCUGAGGGGGUCCCAGUAAUCCGUAAACAGAUCCAAGACCUCAAGGACUCGUGGGACUCAUUGCUUUCUGCCUCAAUUCAGUGUAAAAGUCAGCUGGAAGGAUCUCUGUCACAGUGGACCAGCUACCAGGAAGAUGUGGAGCAGUUUGUUCAGUGGAUGGAUCGAGUGGAAGAAACACUGAGCUGCUCAGACAGACAGUACUCGGAGAUGAGAGACAAAACCGCUAACCUGGGAAAGACAAAGCUUCUUUACGAGGAGGCUUUGAGUCAUAACAGUCCUCUAGAGACCAUUGCCACAAAAGGCUCCAACAUGGCAGAACAUUACGCAACCCAGCAGGAGGUGCAGCAGCUGCAGUGUAGAUACAACAUCCUGAAAGAAAAGGCUAAGAAUGCUGUUAGUAAGGCCAAGGAGCUGGUCAUGGUCCAUCAGGAAUAUCAACGAGGACUACAUGUGUUUGAGGACUGGCUGGAGCAGGAACAGGCAUCUCUGGCUUUGUUGUCUCAUCCAGAGGGAAAUGUGGACACAAUUGAAAAAACACUGCAGCAGCUACAGAGCCUACAGGAAAGCUGCUCAAAGGGCCACACUUUGUUGGCUUUGGUGCUGAGUAGCAGAGAAAGAGUUAUCCCCUGGGGCGCCCCUCAGAUUGAGGACCGAGCUCUGGACACCGCAAAACGAGAGUGGGCCUCCUACCAGAGCCGCCUGGAGGAGACUCAGGCCCAGCUGCACUCUAUGCUAACGAGACUGAGGCAGAUGGGUCACAGGUUCCUGAACCUAGCUCAGUGGCUGGAGGACACUGAGAAGAUGGCUAGCAUCAGAAGCAACCGGAGGUCGGACAGAAACACCAAGCAGAGUCAGCUUAAGAAACUCCAGGGGUAUCUCGAUGCGGUGCUCGCACGGCAGGGAGAAGUAGAUGGCCUCUCAUCUCUGGCCCAGCAGGUUCUGGAGGAAACCUACAUCAGUAGUCGUAUCAGUGUUACUGCCACCCAGCUGACCACCCGCUACCACUCCCUUCUGCUCAGCAUCCAGGAUACAAUCAAGCAGCUGCAGGAGGAGCUGAGGAGCAUGGAAGAGGCAGAAAACCUCUGCAUGUCAUUCAGCGAGUGGCUUGGCUUGACUCAGAAAAGCUUCACAACGCUGACUGAUCACUCUGAACCACUGGACCGGCAGGCCAUGGAGAGAAAGAUGAAGAAAUUAGAGAGCCUCCAGUCUGAUCUUCAGCAUGGCCACAACCUCCUGAAGUCCCUGAGGGAGCGUGCGGAGCAGGCAGCAGGCUUUCUGGACGAGGCUGGAGCUGAAGGUUUAGGAGCAGAAGUAGAAGCACGUCUCGCCCAGCUGGAAGAGCUUGCUGGGGGACUGAGGCAAGAGCGCAGCUUCCUGGAGCGAGCGUUACUGCUCGCAAAGGAGUUUCAGGACCGGUACAAGGCUCAGGUCCAGUGGCUUAUAGAGACCAGGGCUUUGCUCAGCACACCAGUGGAGCCCAAGGCUGAACUCUACCAGCGCAGAGCGCAGCUGGCCAAGUAUAAGGCUCUCUUACAGAUGGUUCAGUCCCAUGAUGGAUCCAUCAGGUCGGUGAUGGAGAAGGGAGAUGCGCUACUGGCUUCUGUCCACUACCCCUCCAUCAGAGACAAAAUGCAUAGAAUACAAAAGGACUACACUGCUCUCUGCAAUGCUGCAAUGGCUCAUGUGGAGAAUCUGGAAGGCCAGGUGAAGGAACAGGAAGCUUACCACAACGAGCUGCAGGAGGUGGAGCGCUGGCUGCUGCAGAUGUCCAGCAGGAUGGUGACUCCGGAUCCAAGCAUGAGCGUCAGCCUGGAGGCAGCAACUCAACAGCUGGCCAGGCACAAGGCCACCAUGGAGGAGAUUGCUGGUUUUGAGGAACGCUUGACAGCUCUAAGAGAGCAAGGAGAGGGCCUAGUGCAAGGCUGUAGUGACCGUGUGCAGAGCCGGCUAAGACAGCAGGUCCAGAUGCACCAACAAGGCAUCCGUGACAGCUACUCUGCCAUCUGCAGCACAGCGCAGAGGGUAUACCAGAGUCUGGAUCAUGAGCUGCAGAGACAUGUUAGUCUGCAGGACACACUGCAGCAGUGCCAGACGUGGUUAAGCUCUGUUGCAGAAAAACUACACCCACAUCCACAGCCAUCUCUCAGCCUCGAGGAAGCUCUCCAGCAGGUAAAGCAGGAGCGUGCUCUCCAGGAGCAGGCCAGCACGUACCUCCAGCUUGUGUGUUCAGCUUGUGACCUGUCAGAGCAGAGGGUCAGGGAGGUUGCUGCAGCUAUCCAGCAGAUCAAACUGCAGAUCGAAGAGCGCAUGCUUCUUUGUGAAGAGAUGGCAGACAACUGGAGGGACAUCGAGGAACAGAAGAUAGAUUUAGAAACCCGGCUUAGAGAGACGGAACAGCAACUUCAGAGCCUGAUCAGGAGACCUGCAGAGUUGGAGCCUAAGAUUGCACAAAACCAGCUGGACAAGGCACAGGAGUUCCUGCAGCAGAUUAGAGAGAGACAAUCAGAGGCAGCUCGUUUGAGUGAAGCCAUCAGCAGGUUGACGGACGGGCAGGUUUCUCCUGCCCUGGAGCAGAUAAGGAGGCUGAAAAGAGUCUGGAUAGAGCUGGGCCAGCAGGCUGAAGAGCUUGAAGCACAGCGGGGGGAGGACAUGCAGCGAAGUGGAGAGUACCAGGAGAGCGUAGUUGCUGUGGAAGAACUUUUCCAUCAAGUAUCAAGAGAAUGGGAUUACCUCGCCAGGGCUGACACUGAAAGUACAAGUGAGCAUCUAGAGGCUCUGAGGAAACUUGCCAGUGACCUAGAUGAACAGAAAGAAACCCUAGAAGACCUCAGGGAUCAGAGACAAGCUAUCCUGCCUCGACUAAGCCUGCUAGACAAGGAGCUGGUUAAACAGCAGGUGGGUCAUCUGGAGCAUCGCUGGGCCCAGCUGGAAAGCCUCAUUCUGCAGAAGAUUCAGGAGUCAGCACAAACUCUGGAGGAUCACUCGCGGGUGGAGGCUCAGCUGAGAGAUGCCAGGGAGUGGGUGGAGGAACAGCGGCCUGCUCUCACCUCUGUGCUGAGAACCAGCCCACCCCCAGAUCUGGCCCAGAGUUUCCUAUUUGACCAUCUUAGCAUUUGUGUAGAGCUGGAGGCCCGUCAGCAGCUGCUGGGUCAGGCGGUGAGUGAAGCACAGGCUGUGGCCUCCAGGCUGGGGCUGAGUGAGAAAAAAUGCUUACAGGAGCUUGUUAAGCAAGCCCAGAUGGAGGUGGAAGUUCUUGGUUCUCAGGUCGUGCAAAGGAGGAAGUACCUCAGUAAGGCCUUCACAGAGAGAACGCAGUUCCUCCAAGGAGUGGGGAGAGCCUUGUCAUGGGUAAAGCAGCAGGAAAGGAAGGCUUUGAUUGAAGACCAUAUUGCUCUUCUUCCUGAGGAUUUGACCAAACAAGUUGUUGCAUGUCGGAGCGUCCAGAGCGGCUUACGAGCCUACCAGAGAGAGAUGGCAUCGCUCUGGGUUCAAGGGAGAGAGUUAGAGAGAGACGCCACCGACAAAGAAAGAGCGGAAACACUGGCGAGACUUGAGGAGCUACAGUCAGCCUUUGAGACUGCUCUCCAAAGGACUACGCAGCGUGUCACAGGCUUAGAAAAAGCCUUGACUUCAAGAAAGUACUUCCAGGUUGACCUCGACAAGACCUGCCACUGGCUGAGACGGGCGGAUGCCAUAACAUUCCCCGAAAUCAACUUCAGCAGUGUUGAAGAGAGCUCAGAUUUACUAACACACCUGUCUAACUAUCAAAGUGUCUUAGAGCAGGCUUCGAAGUAUGAGAACCUCCUUCUCAUCGUCCAAAGAAUCGGUCAGGAGAUCCUCCCUACUCUAAAUGAAAUCGACCAUUGCUACCUGGAUGAGCGACUCAAUGCUCUGCCUCAGCAAUACAAUGCCAUCCUAGCUCUUGCCAAAGAGAAGAAAGACAGAGUCCAGCAGAUCAUCCAGGAGAGAAAAGAAUUCAGCUCGUUCUUUGUAAUCACUCGCAGUGCACUGGAGGAACUGCAAAAGCAAUUUGACAAUCUUGAGAAGCAGACUAUCAACGUAAGAGAGGAUGAUGUUGUCAGUUUGAUGAAUGAAUAUAAACGUAUUGAUGAAAGUUUGGUUCAUAUCAGUCCUGCUGUUGGAGAACUUUAUGGGAAAACCCAGGGCUUUUUAAUCAGGGGUUAUCAAUUCAAAGCUGAGGAGACUCAGCAGCUGGUCAUGCUCCACAGCACACUGAAGAGAAGAAAUGACCAGAAGAUCAAACAUCUUAAUGAUUGCUUGAAAAAUGUAGCUGAACAUAACAGGGUGGUGUCCAGACUAGAUGAAGAGAUUAACUCUGUUAAAGAGGGGUUGAUCGAAGUAAAGUCAAAUAAAGAAUAUGGUGCUUUUGAUAAAUUAUCGAACCUUUAUCUGCUGCUGGGAAGUUUAGAUGGAGUGAGAUCUCAGGUAGAAGAAUGUUAUAAACACAUAGAAAAUCUUGAUCUGAAAUUUCACAAUACUACCUUCCAGGAAACUAAACUUCAGCUCAAGUUUUUGCAGUCUUUACAGAGUGAUAUUAAAUCUUUAGUUGAAGAAAGUGAAACAGGAGUCACAAAGAAAGAGGAUUUCGCAAGAGAGGCUGGGAAAAUGUCAGACUGGCUGAAGACUGUCGAGGAAAAACUGAAGGAGCCUUUGAUAAUCUCCGGGGUUAAAGCUGAGCGGAUAAAUGAAGAGAAGCAGAAACUUCAAAUCACUGAGGGGGAAGUGAGGAGUAGAAUGAAGGUGGUCGUUGUCUUGGGUGUAAGAGAAAGGCAAAAGUAUGAAAGUAAGAGAGAAACUGUUCCUUCCAAAAUAGAGGACAAAAUACAGGAGCUUGAGAAGCUGGGAGCCAAGGUUCAACAAGAAAUGUGUACUAAAAAGCUGGCACUGGAUCAAGCUCUCGCUGUGGUCCAGAGGCACCACUUAUCUCUGCAGUCCAUGCAGAAAUGGCUGGACAAAAUCACAACUUUGCUCCAUGAGACCAGAUUGGGUGUGGAGAUUGAGUUCCACAAAGACUGUAUGCGAGAUCUGGAAAUAAUUUUAGCCCAGGAGACGCAUUUCACAACUUCGUCAGAAGAGAUUAAGACCCUGGAUCCUCUAUUGGUUGAUUUAGUGGAGGGAGGAGUAUUGAAACAGAUCAGAAAGAAGAUUCAGUCGAUGCAGCAGAUGAAGAACGAAGUCAAACAGCAAGUUGAUGUUUACAGAGAAGUACUACAGAGAUGUGGUACUUUAUGGAGCUCCUUUCAACAUGCAAAAGAGAUGCUGGUUAAACAGAUGGAUGCUUUGGAAAGCGAGCUGUCAAAGUUCACAACAGCAAAAGCUCUUAGUAUCCAUCAGGCAGAGGACAAGUGUCGAAGACAAGAGUCUCUAGUGACUCAGAUUGACAUGCUGGAGCUGCCUCUGAAUGCUUUAAAGGAGAGUGCUGCAGAGCUGGAUCAAAUCAUCUCCGAAUCCAGCAGAGUUCUUACCAGUCACGUUGUGUCGUCGCUAUGGCAACGGUGGGCACGGCUCCGGAGCGUGGUCAAAGCCCAGGAGAGGGCGCUGGAGGACACUUCGAGGGACUGGAGGAACUUCAUCGAAAAGAUGGAGAAGGUCAGCUCCGUGUCCAAAGACCUCCACGGCCGUGUGCCAGACAGCACGGUUGAAAAGGCAGCCACGAGGGCGGCGCUUCAGAGCUUGCUGGAAUACCACGACUCCUUCAGCCAGGAGGUGGAGAGGGAGCAGGCCACACUGGCCCUGUUGGUGCAACAAGCCCGCUGUCUUAGAGGAGAGGCUGAGAAGGAGGUGAUGAUGGAGAAGAGGACAGAGAAUGGACAUGAAGACACACCGUGCCUGCAGAAGAUCAGAUGCAUGCAGGAACAAUAUGACCGCCUGCUGUUGCAGGUACGUGCCAGCAGAACUCAGGUACACCAGGAGCUAAGGGAGAGAGAAGAGGUAGAGAAGGAGCUUGGCUUAGUUAAAGGCUGGAUCCAAGACACCCGGGGCUUGUUGCUGAGUCCUACGGCAGACCUAGACUCGCUUCUGCAUGAGCUGGAGACUGCACAUGGCGAGGUCAUCAGCAGGCGUCGAAGUGUUGAGCGCAUGACGGAGUUGCAGCAGUCCAAGUACCAGGACCUUCAAGCUGAUCUGCCCUCAGAGCUCAGCAUGCAGUUAGCUGAGGUUGCUCUUGCUUUGGGUUCUGCUGAAGAUCAGGUUCAGGCAAGGGAAAGGGAGGUGCAGCAGACCAGGGAUGUGAAGGAGGACUUCAGCUACAGGCUUCAGGACAUUGAGACAAAGCUGAAGAUCAUCACAGUAAAACUGGAAGAGAAGAGCACAGACAUGGAGGAGGCCAAGAAAGAGAUCAAAGCUCUUUGUGAAGAGUGUGAGUCCUGUGGCAGCUCUCUGGCAGAGUUAGGAGUAGCUGUUCAGGAGUUCGGAGAGCAGAACCCUCUGCUGUGUAAGCAGCUCAGUGAUGCUGUGGUGAAACUAACAGAGCUUCAGCGUCAAACCGCACAGCAGACUCAGGACAAAGUCAAGAGACUCAAGAAGGCAGAGAGACUUGCAGAAGAAUAUCACAGCAUGAAGGCUUUCAUCUUGGCCUGGAUAGAAAAAGCAGAGGAUCUGAUCUCUGGUAACAUUAUAUGGAGCUCUGCGACCCAGCUGCAGGAGCAAAUUCGUGCGCACCAGGCGUUGCUGAGGGAGUGUCGUGGUCUCCAUGGCGACUUGGAGGCCAUGGGGGAGAGGGAGGGGCAGCUGGCGAACGUGUUGCAGAUGGAGCGAUGGAGCCAGCAGGUGAAACACCUCAGCAGACGCACAGAGGAGCUGCAGCAAUCCACCAAGACCCGCUUCCAGAGUCUACAGGAUGCAGCUAAGGACAUGUUGCGUCUCGAGGCGGAGGUGAAGAGCCUGCAUGCUGUUGUUGAUCAGAUCCAGGUCGCGCUCGCUUCUCCUGAUCUCAACAAGCUCAGCCUCAGGGAGCAGCUCACACAGCGCCAGCUUCUCCUGAUGGAUAUGGAGAGCUUUAAGCAGCAGGUGGCUGCAGUACAGCAGUGUCAGAGCGCCCUCCGGCUACCUGAGGAGGUAGUGGCCAGCCUGCCUAUCUGCCGCACAGCUCAGUCUCUGCAGCAAGAGGCCAGUCAUCUGCAGCAUACCACCAUCCAGCAGUGCAACAUCCUGCAGGAGGCGGUGGUUCAGUACGACCAGUAUGAACAGGAAGUAAGGAAUCUCCAGAGAUUAAUCGAGGAUGCUCACCGCAUCAUUCAGGACAGGCCCGUUGCCACCAACAACAUCCAGGAGCUUCAGGCUCAGAUUCACCACCAUGAGGAGCUGAACCAAAAGAUCCGUGGCUACCAGGAGCAGAUCGCCUCUCUCCACUCCAAGUGCAAGAUGCUGACAGUGAAGGCCAAGCACGCCACCAUGCUCCUGACCGUCACCGAGGUGGAGGGCCUGUCUGACGGCAUGGAGGAGCUGAGCGAUGAGGAGCUGGCCAGCGUUGUGGGAAACACCGGCUUCUCUGCCAGCAAGCAGCUUCCAGCCCAUCCCUCUGUCAUUAUGAUGACAGCCGGGCGCUGCCACACGCUCCUCUCCCCCGUGACAGAGGAGUCAGGGGAGGAGGGCACCAACAGCGAGGUCUCCUCACCCCUUGCCUGCCGCUCCCCCUCUCCAGGGGCUAACACUGCUGGCAUUCCUCUUAACCAGAGUCGAGGUGCCCUCAGCAGAGCGCCGCUCCAGGACCUGUACGACCCAUCCAUGGAGACAAGUGCUGCUAACUUGGACGAUCUGCAGAGAUCCUGGGAAACACUCAAGAAUGUGAUAAGUGAGAAGCAGAAGAGCCUGUAUGAAGCCCUAGAGAGGCAGCAACAUUAUCAGGAAUCCCUCCAGUCCAUUUCCACCAAGAUGGAGUCCAUCGAAGGGGCACUGAAUGAGGGCCUGGAGCCUAACAAGACCCCUGAGAGCCAAAUGGCAGCCCACCAGGCUCUUAUGGAUGAGAUCCUGAUGCUGCAGGAUGAGAUCGGUGAGCUGCAGACGUGUUUCUCUGAGGAACUGGCAGACAACGACGGUGAUGGGAAGGCUGGGGACCAAAUGGCCCUGAGGUCGACUCUAACCGUACUGGGAGAAAGGAUGGCUACUAUUCGCAUGAAGGCAUCCGGAAAACGGCAGCUGCUGGAGGAGAAACUGAGUGAACAGCUUGAGGAGCAGAGACAGGAGCAGGCGCUGCAGCGGUACCACAGCGAGGCAGAGGAGCUGGACCACUGGCUUCUAAGCACUCGUGCCACUCUCAGCUCUGCCCUUCAGCCCCAAAAUGAAGACAUGGACAUGGAGGAGCAGCUCAUCGACUGUCAGAACAUGCUCUUUGAGAUCGAGCAGAAGGUUUCCUACCUCUCAGAGCUGUCUGUCCACAGCGAAAGCUUGCUGUUGGAGGGUCGUGCUGAAACCAAGGAAGAGGCGGAGCAGCUGACCUUCAAACUGCGCUCCCUCAAAGACAGCCUGCUGGAGUUGCAGCAGAUGCUGCAGGACAAGCAGGUCGAUAUACAGGGAUCAUUACAGGAGCAGGAGGAUAGUGAACCAGACUCCUCACUGUCACAGAGUCCAAAUGUCCAGGACUGGUUAUCUCAGGCCCGCUCAACACGCUCCCAGCAGCACCAUGACAAUCUGCUGAGACAGAGGGAGCUGCAGGAGCAAGUAGAGAAGCAGAGGAAGCUGCUGCAAUCUGUAGCCAGUGUCGGGGAAGAGUUAUUUAGUCAACACGGGACAACUAAUGGAGAAAGUGAGGAGUCUGUCCCUGGUGGAGUGCUGCUGGAGACUGAAACCUUGUCUCCGCUGGAUCAGCUGAGGCAAAGAUGGGAAAUACUGAAUAAAGAUCAGAGCACAAAGUUACAGCUCUCCCUUAGCUCCCUGGAACAAGACCAGCUCAGUCCGGUCCUUCACCGGUCCUGUCUGUCCAGUCCAAAUGUGGUUUUGCGAAUCGAGGCUCCCAACUGGGACCCUGGGUCACCCAGAGCAUUGUUUGAGGCCUGCUGCCAAAUGCUAGAAAGCAUCAAAGAAGAGGCAGCAGGCAGUGACAGUAAGCUUGCAGCAUUGUUUGGAUCAGAAAGAGUCCAGCAGGAUCUGUAUGCCGCAGUAUCAGCAGCCUCCACCUGGUUGGAUUCAGCAGAGAAUCACCUGCUUUCUGGUCCUGUGCUGCUGUCUGUGGAUACAGAGUCUCAGCUUACAAACCUGGAGGCUCUGAGUAAGCAGCUAAAGGAGAUAACAAGACAGGUGAACCAGUGCAGAGAUCUGCUGGGAGGAGGUACAGACCGGCUGUAUGGAGGAGAAGAGCGGGCCUUGAUGGAGGACACGUUGGAGGGCCUGCAGGAGAGAAUGGGCCUCCUGCACUCUGCUCUAGAACAACAUUGUGAAAGCAUGAGAGGAACACUGCAGGAACACUCUUCUUUCCAGAAUGAGCUAAGAAUGAUGUUCACAGCCCUGACUGAAAAUAAACAUCAGUUACUACAAAAGAUGGCUGAAACUACAGACAAAGCUGCGAGCAAACAGUUGGAGACAUUGGCAGAAGUGGAGGACAGCCUCAGGGAGCUUGAGCAGAAAGUGGCAGAGCUGAGGAGCCGAGCAGAGAGACUCCGAUCAGACCAAACCUCCAACCAGGAGCUGCUAAAACUACAAGAUGCCUAUGAGGAGCUGGUGCUCAUGGUGGGUUCCAGGCGGAGCAGCCUGAACCACAGCUUGUCUCUGAAGACUCAGUAUGAAGCUGCGCUUCGUGACCUCACCGACCUGAUCGACACCGCUCAGGACAAGAUGGCUGCCGACCAGAAGAUGACCGUCGCUUCUGUCAUCGAGGUCCAGAUGCUGCUAGACAAACACAAAGAGUUUUUUCAGGGACUGGAAUGCCAUUUGAUUCUCACCCAGACAUUUUAUGGAAAAGUUUCCAGUCUGGUUGCGCAGAAGGGAAGCCAAGGCCUGGAGGAGACCAUAACUUUAGCCCACAAUGUGCUAAAACAAGCACACAGGAGGGGAGUGGAGUUAGAGGGCAUCUUGGAGUCCUGGAGCAGGCUCAUGGACGAUUAUCAGGCUUUGUGCAGACAGUUGGAGGCUGUAGAGUGUAGCAUCCCAACUGUGGGUCUUGUUGAGGAGACAGGGGAGAGACUUCUUGAGAGAAUCAGUCUCUAUCAGCGUCUGAAGGCGAGCCUAACAGAACAUCAGCCCCAACUGUACCAAGUUCUGGAGGAGGGUAAGAGGCUUCUUCUGUCUGUGAGCUGCUCCGAUCUGGAGAACCAGCUCACACAACUGGGAGAACACUGGCUCUCCUCCACCACUAAAGUCAACAAAGAACUGCACCGUCUCGACUCGACGCUCAAACACUGGAGCAGGUACCAGAGUGAAUCAGCAGAGCUGAGGCACUGGCUGCAAUCCGCCCUCGACAGGCUGGAGUUCUGGACAACCCAGUCAGUCACGGUACCUCAGGAGCUGGAGACUGUUAGAGACCACCUCUGGGCCUUCCUGGAGUUUUCAAAAGAGGUGGAUGCUAAGUCGUCAUUACGUUCGUCUGUGCUGAGCACAGGCAACCAGCUUCUGCGACUGAAAAGAGUCGACACUGCUGGCUUGAGGACAGCAAUGGGCCAGGUUGACACUCAGUGGGCUGAGCUGCUCACUCAUAUCCCUGUUGUGCAAGAGAAACUGCAUCAGUUGCAAAUGGAAAAGCUUGCAUCAAGGCAUGCUAUCACAGAGCUGAUGAGCUGGAUCACCCUCAUGGAGACCAUCAUAGAGGAAGAUCAGGACAAGAUAAUGGGGGCCGUGGGCUCAGACAUGGUCCAGAACUUCCUGCAAAAGUACAAGGGUUUCAGCAUAGAUCUGACCUGUAAGCAGUUGACUGUUGACUUUGUAAACCAGUCGGUGCUGCAGAUCAGCAGUCAGGAUGUGGAAGGAAAGCGCAGUGACAAAACAGACUUUGCUGAGAAGCUGGGAGCAAUGAACAGAAGAUGGCAGAUACUGCAGGGGCUCAUCGCUGAGAAGAUUCAGAUAUUGGAAGGACUUUUGGAACGUUGGUUAGAGCAUGAAAAUGGAGUUCAGGCAUUGAGGACUUGGCUCACACUUCAGGAGGAGAAACUAAAGAAGAAACACAGGAUAGAGGAUGUAGCAUCAGUGCAGAAUGCACUCAAAGACUGUCAGGAGUGGGAGCAAUUAGUGAAGGAAAAAGAGAAGGAUCUGGAGAAAGCAGAGGAAAGAGGACACGCUCUCAUCCAAGAUAAGAAAGGAGAUGCCUGCUAUGUUGUGAAGGAAACCCUUAAAGGGCUGAACCAGUCCUGGGCUCAUUUGGACCACAUGAUCAGUCAGAUAAAGGUGAAUUUGCGGACAGUUCUGGAUCAGUGGAUUCUGUACCGGCGAGCUUCAGAGGAGAUUAAUGGUUACCUGAUGGAGGGGAGAUAUUCUGUGUCCAGGCUGCACCUUCUUAAUGGGUCUUUAGAGGCGGUACAGCAGCAGGCGGAAAGUCUGGAGAGCCUGCAGGAGGAGAUGGAUAAACAGGAGAGCAGUUUGAGAAAGUUUGGCUCCAUAACACAUCAGCUGCUGACCGAGAGUCACCCAUCUGUGGCUGAAAGGCUCACCAGAGCGCUCCAGGAUGUUAACGCCAGGUGGAAUCAUCUACUCGAGCAGAUCUCCGAGCAGCUGAGGAGCAGUAAGUCCUUGCUGGGUUUGUGGCAACGCUACAGAUCAUUGUACAGCCAGUGUGUGAAGGAGGUUCAGAAGCAGGAAGAACGGGCAGAUCGUCUGCUGAGGAGCGCCACUGACAGGGAAAUCACAGAGGAGGAGAGUAGGACCUGGAUAAAGGAUUGCAACGAUUGCCUCAAUGACCAAGACUCAGUACAACAGUCCCUCCAACAGCUGCAGGCGUUAGAGGAGCAGCUGAAGAGCCAAGUCGACGCCUCCAUCUCGGCAUCCCUCAAAUCUGACCAUCUGCAGCUCUCCCAUCGCUUGGUAGCACUGGAGCACACCCUGCACAGGCAACAAGAAGUACUGCAGUGUGAAUCCCAAGCCUGUGAGGGAUUCAGAGAGCAGCUGGAUGCAUUGAUAUGUAAGGCAAAAGAGGCGGAGGAGGUGCUGAAGGAAUAUGACCCAGUCGGUUCACCAGACCUCACUGUGGUCCAGACAUGCAUAGAAAAACUCAAGGUGCAUCUCCUGAAGCUAAGUAGUCUAUCUCCAGACUUAGAGCGCAUCAACGAGUUGGUGUACAGACUACCAGUCAGUGACAGAGAUGUUAAACGGCUCCAGAAUCUCAACAGAGCCUGGGCUGCUCACUCCGCUCACCUCACAGAGAGGUUUAGUAAACUGCAGUCAGUGUUGCUGCAGCAGCAGAGUUUCCUCCAGAAAUGUGAAGCCUGGAUGGAUUUCCUCUCUCAGACUGAACAGAAACUGGCUGCAGAGAUUUCAGGCAACUACCAGAGUCUGUUGGAGCAACAGAGAGACCACGAGUUGUUCCAGGCAGAGAUGUUCAGCAGACAGCAGAUCCUUUACUCCAUCAUCAGCGACGGCCAUCGGCUGUUGGACCUGGGUCAAGUGGAUGACAGUAAUGACUUUAGUGUGAAACUGGCUCUGCUGAGCAAUCAGUGGCAGUGUGUGGUGAGGCGGGCUCAGCAGUGGAGAGGUAUCAUCGAUGGUCUGGUGCGACAGUGGCUGAACUACCAGGAGAUGUCAGAGAAGCUGCAACGGUGGCUGCAGGAGUUGACUCAUGAUCCUGAUGUGCAUCAGCCAGGAGAACCCGUGGCACUGCAGGAGGCCCGAAGCCUGCUGGGCCAAAUACAGCUCAGGGAGCGAGUGCUUCAGAGGCAGCAAGGAGUCUACAUCCUGACGGUGGAGGCCGGCAGGAGCCUGCUGCUGACGGCUGAUGCCAGGGCAGAGUCCACUCUGCAGACAGAGCUCAUGGAGAUUCAGGACAGGUGGAGGCAUGCCCACCACCACCUGGAUCAGCAGAAGAGGGAGCUGCAUGGCUUGCUUAAGAACUGGGAGCGAUGCGAGAAGGGUAUCGACGUGUCACUGGAGAAGCUGCGGGGCUUUAAGAGAAAGCUGUCGGUACCACUGCCGGAGCAUCAUGAGGAACUUCACUCUGAGCAAAUCAGGUGCAAGGAGCUGGAGAGCAGUGUGGAAGGAUGGAUUGAUGACCUUACUUCCUUGUUUCUGCUGAGGGAUUCCUUAGAGGGUUUGGUCAGCGCAGAUGAUGUCACAGUCUUACAGGAACGCCUGCAGCUGCUGCAGCGCCAGUGGGAGGAGGUUUGCCACCAGCUGUCCCUGCGCAGGCAGCAGGUGAGCGAGAAGUUGAAUGAGUGGGCCAUUUUCAAUGAGAAGAACAAGGAGCUGUGUGAGUGGCUCACACAGAUGGAGAGCAAAGUCUCUCAGAAUGGAGACAUCAGUAUUGAAGAGAUGAUUGAAAAGCUACGCAAGGACUAUCAAGAGGAGAUCAGCGUCGCUCAGGAAAACAAACAGCAGCUUCAAACGAUGGGCGAGCGCCUGGCCAGAGCCAGCCAGGACAGCAAGGCUGCCGAGAUCCAGCACAAACUCACCAAAGUCAGCGAGCGCUGGCAGCACCUGCUGGACCUUAUUGCAGCCAGGGUGAAAAAGCUCCGGGAGACCCUGGUGGCAGUGCAGCAGUUGGACAAAAACAUGAGCAGCCUUCGUUCUUGGCUCUCCAACAUUGAGACCGAGCUCUCCAGGCCGAUCGUCUACGAAACCUGUAACAAGCUGGAGAUUCAGAGGAAGCUCAACCAACAGCAGGACCUGCAGCGGGACAUCGAGAAACACAGCACAGGUGUGGCGUCAGUGUUGAACCUGUGUGAAGUCCUGCUGCAUGACUGUGAUGCCUGUUCCACAGAGACGGAGUGUGACUCCAUCCAGCAGGCAACCAGAGGCCUCGACAGACGCUGGAGGAACAUCUGCGCCAUGUCCAUGGAGAGGAGGCUCAAAAUUGAGGAGACGUGGAGGCUGUGGCAGAAGUUUCUGGAUGAUUACUCCAGGUUUGAGGUUUGGCUGAAAACGUCAGAGAAAACCGCAGCCCUGCCCAACUCUUCUGGUGUUCUCUAUACUGUUGCUAAGGAGGAGCUGAAGAAAUUUGAGGCUUUCCAGCGCCAGGUGCAGGAAUGUCUGACCCAGCUAGAGCUCAUCAACAAGCAGUACCGUCGCCUGGCCCGUGAGAACCGUACAGACUCCUCCCACCGUCUUAGAGAAAUGGUGCAUGAUGGGAACAGGCGAUGGGAUAACUUACAGAAAAGGGUGGCUGCCAUCCUUCGCAGACUUAAGCAUUUCAUCAGCCAGCGGGAGGAGUUUGAGACGGCACGGGACAGCAUCCUGGUCUGGCUCACUGAGAUGGACCUCCAGUUAACCAACAUUGAGCACUUUUCUGAGUGUGACGUGCAGGCCAAAAUAAAGCAGCUCAGAGCGUUCCAGCAGGAGAUUUAUCUGAACACAGCAAAGAUAGAGCUGGUGUUUCGGCAGGGUGAAGCUCUGAUCGAGAAGAGUGAACCUCUGGAUGCUGCCGUCAUUGAGGAGGAGCUGGAGGAGCUGCAGAGAUACUGUCAGGAGGUGUUCGGGCGAGUUGACAGAUAUUACAAGAAGCUUACAAGACUGCCUCUGGCGGAUGAUGAGCUCGACGGCUCAGACAGAGAAUUGGAUGUGGAAGAAGGCGGAGACUUCUUUGAGCUGCAGUGGGACGAGUCUCCCAUCCCACGGCCAUCAAGCCGACCACCCUCGGGCACGGCGGCACUGAUCCGGGCAGACCGCUCCGGCCGAGACACCCCAGCAAGCGUGGACUCCAUUCCCUUAGAGUGGGACCACGACUACGACCUCAGCCGAGGCCUGGAGAGUCCUGGAGGGCGGGCUAAUACGGAGAGGAGCCGAAGCCACGGGGAAGAGGAUGAAUAUCUGAGGACAAGCACCACUGUGCUGUCAGGUGAGCCAGGGCAGCUAGAGGCCAGUCUGAGGCAGCUGGACCAGGCUCUGGAUGCAAGCCGGUACCACCUGCAGCAGAGAGAGGCCUCUGCCAACUGUUCCAGCCCAGACUCCACAUACAUGGGCUAUAUGCGUCUGAUGGGAGAGUGUCGCGGCAGCAUUGACGCAGUUAAAAGAGCAGAGGACGAGCUGACUAAAGAUGAGGAUGACAUGCCAGGACUCACCAACCCGACCAGCGCAGAGAUGCAGAGCGCAGGUGUGAUUGAACGCUGGGAGCUGAUCCAGGCUCAGUCACUGAGUGAGAAGCACAGACAAAAACAGAACCUGCAGCAGUGGCAGCAGCUGAUCUCAGAUCUUCAGACAAUGAGGGCCUGGCUGGGUCAGUCGGAGGCCGAGCUCAGCCAGCUGCGAGGGCUGGACGUCAGCACCAACAUUCACACCAUCCAGCAGAGGAUCAAGAAGCUCAAGGAGCUGCAGAAAGGGAUGGAGGCCCACAAGUCAGAGGUCCUGUCCAUAAACCUAAGCAGUGCAGACUUCCUCCAGUCAGAGCUCGAUUCUGAGGAGGCCUGGGAACUGAGGGAUCAGCUGAAGGAGAUAAACUCGCGCUGGGAUCGGCUUGGUACCUCGCUCGAAGACUGGAGGGAGGAACUGCAGAGGGCGCUAAUGCAGUGCCAGGAGUUUCACGAGAUGAGUCAUGGUCUGCUGCUGUGGUUGGAGAACAUCGACCGCAGAAGGAACGAGGUGUUGCCCAUCUCUCAGAUAGCUGAUUAUAAAACAUUACGACAUCAUCACAAAUCACUGAUGAAAAUCAAGUGUGAGCUAUUGGACUCGCAGCAGAAGGCUUCUUCCCUUCAGGACCUGUCCACUCAGCUGCUGGUCAACACGAAGCCUCAGACACCGCAGACAUCAGAGCAAAACCAUUCCCAGGGCAGUGAGUGUCUAGAGGCCCGGGAAAAGGUCCAUGUUAUCUGGAACAGGCUGAGACUCCUUCAGAGGGAGGUCAGCUCAGACCUGGAGCUACUGGAGAAGAGACUGGAGGCCAUGGAGGUGCAACAGGAUUACCUGUCAGGUUCUUCUGGAAAAUCUCAGAUCCAUGGAUCUGCUAGUCCCAGGACAGAAAAGACCAUUCAAAGGCGAAAACAAUUGCCUCGAAGCAAAAGUAGUCAGGCCCACCCAGGACACUCUGAGAGCGGCCCGCGCCACAGCCUGAGCAGAUCGCCAGGCGCCGCUGGCUGCGUUUCCUCCCGUUCUGACCUUCCAGACGGCAUCUCCUCUCAGUACUCCUCCUCAAACUACCAGUCCUUCCUGCUACGGGUCUUCAGGGCCGCACUCCCCGUCCAGCUGCUUCUGCUGCUCCUCAUCGGCCUGGCCUGCCUCGUUCCCAUGACUGAGGAGGACUAUAGUUGCCACCAUGCCAACAACUUCGCCCGCUCCUUCCAUCCGAUGCUGCGCUACACCAACGGACCUCCGCCCAUAUGAGCAGCUUGAUAUCAUCUACCUACUUCUUUGCCAAGGACUCCUUUGAAUGUUUCCUCUUCACUGUGUGCCCUCAAGCAGAAAACUCUUCAACCUGCAUAAUGAAGCAUUUCUCCCAUUAAUGUUGCACACCCCUCAACCCUUUAAAUAACCUGACCUUCACCCGGACAAUGCUCUUCCUCAGUCCAAAUAUUUCUGUUUUAACUUAAAUGUGUAUAUUUUUUUUUAAAGAUACGUGAAUCAUUUAAACGAACAAAGCACUAUUUAUAUACUCUACGUCAGGAGCCAAAGUUAGCCAUGCUUUUUGUCCAUGAUACCCAGUGCUGCUAGUAUUUAUUUAGUGUUCAAUCAGCUGGAAGCUGAUUUAGUUCAAGCCUCACCUCCAGUGUGGGAUAUUUGUACCUGUAAAUUGUAGAGUAACCUUGCAGUUUGAGUAGCAAUGAUUCAGUCUCUUGGUGUGAAGAGUUUCAUUCCAAAAUGACACAUCUGAAGAUCUUCUCAGACAUAAUAGUAAAAAACUGACUGAAAUGGCACAGAAACCCCUCUGAAGAUUGGGGUGUAGCGUAGUAUUACUGUUCAAAAAUAACUUGACUGACUCUGAAAAUGAAGAUUUAACAUGUUAAAGCAAAAAAAAAAAGAUUGUUUUUAAGCACUGUAAAAAAAAAAAAAGGUACAGCACUGAAGCCCUCCAGUAAAGCUAAGGCUUGCAUCCCUUUUUUAAGCUCAGAAGAAUUACAAAUUUGCUUUCUUAAUUAAAAAAUAUAUCACUUGCUUUGUAAAUUAUUGUUUAAAAGGCCUUUUUUGUAUCUUUCUGUUUGAGCAUGCACUUGAAGGUUUCCUGCAUUUAACAAAGCCAAACAAUCACUGGAAGUGUUUUAGUAGAUGGCUGUGACAUGGUAAAGUGUGCUUUGUAAUAACCAUCUAAUUACUCAAGAAACACUGCAUUGUUAAAACAAAUUCUGUAAAAACAAACAAAAAAAAGAUAUGAAAAUUGUUAUUUAUGUAUGUACAGUUUGCUAAUUGGAAGAUUACUCUCUUUUGCAAAUAAUAAAACAUGAAGUAUUUA